Magnolia sinica is the source of this 871-nucleotide messenger RNA. RefSeq lists its product as uncharacterized. The transcript has 4 exons. The coding region runs from base 197 to 757 and encodes 186 amino acids. The record is from RefSeq and is a predicted model, not a curated record. NCBI's taxonomy places the organism in Eukaryota, Viridiplantae, Streptophyta, Magnoliopsida, Magnoliales, Magnoliaceae.
GUUUAAUUCUAUUAUUUAGGUGUUUUGGCAUGGAUGUUAUGGGGAAAAGGCAAUUGAGAGGAAUCUUACUACUGAUGCCGAGGUUGGUAGGGCUGAGGUGUACAUCCGAGCCCAUACAACAAAGGAUAACAAAGUGCAGUUUCCAGAAACCUUUGAAAAAAUAAAAUCGAUUCAAAGUAGUAAUCCCGCAUCUCGGAUGACCAGUGUAGAUGAUGCCCUUACACAGUCAAUUGGGAGUGAUAGUAGAGGGCGCAUGCGGGGGAUAGGUGGAAAUGUAGGCAAGAUUACAUUGAAGAAGACAAUGCCUAUUGUACAUAAGCUCGGUGUGGUGUCGCGGGAACGAGAUAAUUUGGUAGAUAAAUUAGAUGAAAUGCAGAAAAGCCUAGGAGAUCUCCACCAGAAGUUUCAAUGCUUUGUAGAUAAGCAAGGGGAACAAGGGGAUGUGGCUCCACGGACAAUUCCUCCAUUUAAAUCUAGUCAUGCAUCGUCGCCUGAUUUGGUAAAUCUUGGCAAGAGAUGCGAUCUCUGUGAUUGGAAGAAACGGGUAAUUGCUCGUGGUGAGGUGCAUGCAGUGGAUCCAAAAACCCGUGUCCAUGGAGCAGAAAUGGGCGAUGGAAAUUUUAGUGUCGUCCUGAUGGAGAUUAUAGCUCCGCAAUCAGAGCUAUGGAAGGAAGAUGGUUAUCAUGAUACGCUUGGAGAGGUCGGUGUAGGAGGAUUUCUCGUAUGGCCCAAGCUAUUUCUAACCAUCUAUCCGUGAUGUUUAUGAAUAUUAGAUAUUACAAUAACUAACACAAUUAACUUUUGUUUUUAAACUAUACAGUAACAUAGACAGAUGCAUGCAUAUUAUGGAAUCGAAUGAAUUUAACACUCA